Bactrocera oleae (olive fruit fly) is the source of this 3593-nucleotide messenger RNA. Its product is annotated as glucose dehydrogenase [FAD, quinone]. NCBI's taxonomy places the organism in Eukaryota, Metazoa, Arthropoda, Insecta, Diptera, Tephritidae. Gene Ontology annotation, molecular function: flavin adenine dinucleotide binding; oxidoreductase activity, acting on CH-OH group of donors. The record is from RefSeq and is a predicted model, not a curated record.
ACAAGUUGGCAACGCGCACUUUCGGCGGGAGUCGUCAUCGAACAAUCAGCGCUGUUGCUUAACGGCAUGCAUUUGCUGCUAUCUGCCAUUGCAUACCUUUUGUUUAGCCGCAGGUACGGCUAUGCGCAUGUGCGAUCAGCUGUUUGUUGUCGACGCGCGGCUUCAGGUGUCUCAGUCUAAGUUGGAACGUUAAAGCGGCGCGCUGCAGACAGUUCGAAACGAACAGGCGCGCGUUGAUGGUCUAAACGCGGACGACGCUACGCGAGCGAAAACGUAUUUAACGGUUAACGGCAGUCAAUUUGUGUUUCCGUUUUUGUAAGUGCUAGGGAUUUGUGGGAGAAUAAUAGGUGUGCUAUUCAACAAUUUAAAUACAAAUGUGUGUGUGAUACAGUGAUCGCCCAAUAGUCUGACGUUGACGAAUGUAAUUUGUGUGCUAAAAAGCUGUGCUUUUUAACAACAUUCAUUACUUAUAGCAACCCAAAUUUUACAAAAGAGAAAUUCAACAGUUUACAACAAAAAAUUCAAUGCAAAUAUUAAAAACUUAAAAUAACACCAAGCAAAAACAAAAACAAAUUCUGCAAAAAUAUGCAAGUGUGACCUACAUAAACCAAUACAACAAUUAUCGCUCAACGACCAUCUUCGGUGUUAAACUCGUUUGUGCAACAAUAAAAAAAAAACACACACGCGGUUGACAGGACGAGUUUUUUUGUGCGACUUGCUUGUAUUUGCCUCUUUCUGCUUGUAAAACUUGGCAAGUACACUGUGCGGCGAUAAUAACGAAAAUAAACAAUAAAUGUGUUGAUCGAAACAAACAAGAAAGAAGUAGCGGCGACAACAGCAGGAACAUCAACAAAAACAAUAGCGAACACGAUCAGCAGAUCUGGUUUUUGCGCCGUGACAAAAAUAAAUUUUAAUUAAAAUUUAUAAAUUUGAAAUAACAACAGCAACAAAGGCAAUAUUUCUCGCAGUCAUUGUAACGCCGUCGGACGUGGUAUUGUCCGCAUCACAGCACAUUUAACAAUGAGCAAGCGGAAAAAACUGCUGCAAAGGUUCAUAACGUGAUAACAGUUACUCGAAAAACUACACAAUCUGGCAAAUAUAAACAGUUUAUAAAAUAAACUCCUCGAAAUCUAAGUGACUACGGCAUAUUAAUCGCACUCCAAAGACAAUGGUACUCAAUCUACUCUUCAUAACGACUGUGAUAAAAUCUACGUUCGGCGUAGUGACUACCGGCCUUUGGCUCAUACCGUUACUGCUCGCCGCCAUUACUUACUACCGCUACGAUAGCGUCGAUCCAGAGGCUCGACCCAUCGAUCAACUGAAUCUGUAUCCUGAAUAUGAUUUCAUUGUAGUGGGCGCUGGUUCGGCCGGCGCCGUGGUGGCCAAUCGACUGACAGAAAUGCGUAGAUGGAAGGUUCUACUCAUCGAGGCGGGUCCAGAUGAAAAUGAGAUCUCCGAUGUGCCCUCAUUGGCCGCCUACCUGCAGCUGAGCAAACUUGACUGGCAGUAUAAGACACAACCGUCCAACAAAGCCUGUCUCGGCAUGAAAAAUAAUCAAUGCAAUUGGCCGCGCGGUAAGGUGCUCGGUGGCUCGAGUGUACUCAACUAUAUGCUGUAUGUGCGUGGCAAUCGACAUGACUACGAUUACUGGGAAUCGCUAGGUAACACCGGCUGGGGCUAUAAUAAUGUGCUGCAUUACUUCAAGAAAUCGGAGGAUAACCGUAACCCCUACCUAGCUAAAAACCCUUAUCAUGGACGCGGCGGUUUAAUGACGGUGCAAGAAUCACCUUGGCACUCACCAUUGGUUGCCGCUUUCGUGGAAGCGGGACGCGAGAUUGGUUAUGAGAAUCGUGACAUCAAUGGUGAGAAGCAGGCUGGUUUUAUGAUUGCACAGGGCACUAUACGUCGUGGCUCACGUUGCAGCACCGCAAAGGCUUUCUUACGUCCAAUUAGAUUGCGUAAGAAUUUCCAUCUCUCUAUGAAGUCGCAUGUCACCAAAGUAGUCAUAGAGCCAGGCACCAUGCGCGCUCAUACCGUGGAGUUUGUUAAGAACGGUAAGGUAUUUCGCAUACGCGCAAGACGGGAGAUCAUUUUGUCCGCUGGUGCUAUCAAUACACCGCAGAUAAUGAUGCUAUCAGGCAUUGGACCAAAGGCGCAUCUGGAAAAACAUGACAUACGCGUGCUGCAGGACCUGCCGGUUGGUGAGAACCUGCAAGAUCACGUUGGUAUGGGUGGCCUCUCGUUUCUGGUUGACAAACCUGUCGCUAUAAUACAAGAUCGUUUCAAUCCCACGGCACUCACCAUGCAAUAUGUACUGCGUGAACGUGGACCGAUGACUACGCUCGGUGGCGUUGAAGGAUUAGCCUUUGUGCACACACCUUACUCGAACAACUCCAUCGAUUGGCCUGAUAUACAGUUUCAUAUGGCACCCGCCUCCAUUAAUUCGGACAAUGGCGCACGCGUGAAACGAGUACUGGGUCUUAAAGAGUCACUCUACCAGGAAGUUUAUAAGCCGAUUGCCAACAAAGACACCUGGACGAUCAUGCCAUUACUGUUGCGUCCACGCUCACGUGGUUGGGUGCGUCUGAGCUCCUCAAAUCCCUUCCACUAUCCGCUUAUUAACGCGAACUAUUUUGAUGAUCCGUUUGAUGUAAAGACUCUGGUGGAAGGUGCAAAGAUUGCGCUACGCGUAGCAAACGCUAAAGUCUUCAAACAGUUCGGUUCGCGUGUACACCAGCGUCCAAUGCCGAAUUGCAAGAAAUACAAAAUAUACUCGGACGACUACUUGGAGUGUCAAGCGCGUACCAUCUCAAUGACAAUUUAUCACCCUUGCGGCACUGCCAAAAUGGGACCGGCUUGGGAUCCUGAAGCGGUGGUCGAUCCACGGCUACGGGUUUACGGCGUGCGUGGACUGCGUGUAAUCGAUGCCAGUAUUAUGCCAACAAUCAGUAGUGGCAAUACAAAUGCGCCGGUCAUUAUGAUUGGCGAGAAAGGUGCUGACCUCAUCAAGGAGGAUUGGUUAAAAAAUCCGGAAUAUCGCGCAGCGGCGCCGAAGAGUUAGCCCACUAUGAUAUAGCUAUGAUUAAGGGGGUAAUAAGCGUAAGCUUUUGUGGGAACUAUUUGGCUGUUAUGCCGUCAGUGCAUGUGACGAUCAUAAAUCAGGGCGUACGUGAGCUUUAUACCGUAAGCGGUGCCAUCGAGCGGAUGGUGUUUCAAAACACCGUCUCAUACACAUAGUAAAUAAAUUAACUGUAGACCUUUUUUAAUUAUGUUCCAUAGGAGCUACUUUUUCCAUUCGAGUCAUAUAUCUUUAUUUUAAGUUUUUUUCGCUGCCUAAGCUCCUCCUACAUGCUUAUUUCACACAUUUAUCACUAUAUGAUAAUUUAUCAUUAAUUAAUAGUGCAUCACUAUAUGUAAUUUAUUGCUGCAUACAUAUUAUUCGCAAACAUUUAUCGACUACAUCAUCACCAUUCGCAAUAAAAAUUAUAUAGUAGUAGUAAUAAUGUAAAUAUUGUUUUAAGUUAUUUAAAAUUAUAAUUUUACAUACAUAUUAAACAUAAUUGUUAAACUGAAUAAACAAAAUAUGUUAUGCU